AUGUCCCGACCACUUAUCUUUGACCUCUGGCCAACUGUGAUGGAUCGAAUGGAUCUUGCUAACAGAAUCCUCCUCACCCAAAAAUAUCCAGAAUUCCGUGGAACCGAUCAACGAUGCUCAGCUAAAGCCACCACCGUUGAGAUCACAACGAAUAGUGUCAAAAUCAAUAACACCAGCUUCUACGUCGAAAAAUAUGAAUCUGGAGAACACAUGGAGGUUUUCCAAGACGGCGGAAAGUCUAAGGCGGUGGUUCUUAAGACUACCGUACCCCUACGUGAAGCUAAGAAGAAGCUGUUCGGAACGAUUUUGAAGAGAAGAUCAGGAAUUUUGAAAGUAAAGAAUCUGUCGGUUCUCGGAGAUUUGAAUUUCCCGCCAAAUUUGAAACUCUGUGUUCAAAACUUGAAAGUUGCGAGACCUUACUGUGACUUUCAAGAGGACGAUAUGAUCAAGCAAAUUAGAACAUCAACGCUUUACAACGAUCUUCAGAAGGUUCUAACAGCAGACAGCUUCCCAUUGGAAUCUCUUGAAAUGGAUUACAAUUUCUCAGUGAGAUUAGAUGCUCCAGCAAAAACCGUAGUCCUCGUCGGACAGGCAUUCGGUAUCGAGGCCUCUGAUAUUCAUAGAAUCCAUGUCAAAAACUGUAAUAUGAAUUGGAUGAAUGUGAUUGAUCUGGUGGGAAGGUGGCGAAUGGUGCAGCCAGAGAUCGGAAGACAUUACUCAUUGGAAACUGGACGCGGUGAUGGGCUAUUGGAUAUUUCACAGCUGCUGAAAUGUCUCCGGGAAGAGGGAAGAAUUUUAAGUUUGCCAACGACUUGUACACAUAUGGUUUCACUUUUUCGAUCAAUCGCGAAAAAGUGCUCAACGUCUCCUUGGAAACUGGCAAAGAUGAGGAUGGAAUGGACAAAUAUGUGA
Caenorhabditis briggsae is the source of this 912-nucleotide messenger RNA. Lineage: Eukaryota; Metazoa; Nematoda; Chromadorea; Rhabditida; Rhabditidae. The record is from RefSeq and is a predicted model, not a curated record. The transcript is spliced from 3 exons. The coding region runs from base 1 to 912 and encodes 303 amino acids.